AUGACGGAUCUUCCUACCUUUGAGCCCUACAUGCUCACCCCCUUCGAUCAUUCUACUUCACCAAUCCAUCUGACGCCUCUUUUUAUCUUUCACCCCAACAACCCUUCAAAUCCCACAGCUAUCCUUGAAACAGGGGUCCAUCGUCUUAUAGCCCUACUCCCAUUUCUAGCUGGAAAUGUCACUCCUUCAAGCCGAUUGCAAGGCAAGGAAAAUGUAUUGGAAGCGGCACCGCCAACACGGGAAUUUCUCCAACUGUAUCCUAUGUUUAGAGUGAAACAUCAUUGCAAACCGGUUCAGUCAAUUAACGAAGUUGGAGCCCAUGAAGAUGCAUCCCCCAAACGCUUCGCCCCAAUUCCGUACGAAUUGGCCGGAGAAGACGUGAGUCCCAUUUUCCGAGUGCAAGCCAAUGUCAUGCUAGACGCAUGUUGUCAAAAUCCAGGGGUAUCUGUCAAUCGACUCACAACCAACCGUUUGAAGGAAGAACAACGGCGGCAGUUAAUCUUUGAUGCUUCUUCUUCCAUCAGCACGGAAGAUGUCACCCAUGAAGAUAACUCUGCUCAUGACUGGGAGCCCAAUGGGGACAUGGCUUCCCAACCUUCCGUCUGUGACAGGAUCUUACUAGACGAUCGCAAAGUUGGCGGACUUAAGGAGUCAUGCGUUGGUAUACUUAAGAAUCAGCCAAACUGGAAGAGAAUCAACCUUUCACGCACUAGUGUUUUUAUAGCUGCUCUUUGGCUUAGCCUGCUUCGUGCGCGAAUUUCGUCUUCCAGCGGCUCGCCCUCAAAAGAGUCUUGUCUCGUGAUAGUCAACGACUGCCGCUCAAGGCUUGAUCGAAAGCUGCCCGCGUCAUAUAUGGGUAAUGCCUUGGUCGUCAAGGAAGUCUAUGCUUCGAUCGAGGCAGUUCUUUCUUCAAUGGGCCCUUCCGAGGAUCGUGCUUCUAGGGCAGAUCACCUUGGUCCUCGUGAUAUUUUACUUCUUGCCAACCUUGCAGCCGCUAUCCAAAGUGGCACCCUGUCAGUCACAAAUGAAUAUAUCUGCAGCACUCUCGCAGGCUUUGUUCAACAAGAUGAUUGGACUCCUAACCCCUGCCUCGGAGACCUCAUGGUCAGUGUGAUUCGGCCUUUCGAUAUCCAUGGAAUUGAUUUCGGGCCUUCGCUGGGGCCACUGAAAGAUAUAGACAUGCUAGAGAGCCGAUUCCCCAGCGCUGAAUGGGUUGUGCCGCCAUUUGAGAGGGCUAACCAGAAACUCUGGGAACUUAUAUUGUCAUUGGAUCCAGCAGUCAUUGAAAAGAUGAGGAAUGACGAUGUCAUGAAAUGCUUGGGGCUUAGCCAAGUCGUGGUGGCAAAGCUCUGA
This is a messenger RNA of Penicillium malachiteum, 1353 nucleotides long. RefSeq lists its product as uncharacterized. NCBI's taxonomy places the organism in Eukaryota, Fungi, Ascomycota, Eurotiomycetes, Eurotiales, Aspergillaceae. The record is from RefSeq and is a predicted model, not a curated record. The transcript is spliced from 2 exons. Bases 1 to 1353 code for a protein of 450 amino acids.